Messenger RNA from Nematolebias whitei (Rio pearlfish), 3246 nucleotides. RefSeq names its product tolloid-like 1 (gene tll1). The record is from RefSeq and is a predicted model, not a curated record. Gene Ontology annotation, biological process: proteolysis. NCBI's taxonomy places the organism in Eukaryota, Metazoa, Chordata, Actinopteri, Cyprinodontiformes, Rivulidae. The coding region runs from base 43 to 2949 and encodes 968 amino acids. Gene Ontology annotation, molecular function: zinc ion binding; calcium ion binding; metalloendopeptidase activity. The transcript has 21 exons.
GAGACGAGUCGAGGCCUUUUCUUCGUUUGUCCCAGUCCUCAGAUGGACCCAGUGUCCUUGGCACUGGCUGCCAAGAUGCGCUGGAUCACGCUGGUGCUCGCGGGCUUGACUUUCUGGGGCAAAGUUGCUAUUUCUAACUGUUUCGAUUACGAGGAGCCAGACUUUGAUUAUUACGAGGAGGAACGAGCAGAUACAAUCGACUACAAGGAUCCGUGCAAAGCUGCUGUUUUUUGGGGCGACAUUGCUUUAGAUGAGGAGGACUUGCGAAUGUUCCACAUCGACAGAACGAUAGACCUUACAAAACACACAAACCUGCAUCAACACUCCCCACAAGGACACAGUUCGGGUGGCAUGGGAGAACAUGAAACAGUAAAGAGAGGAUCAUUGGACCUCCUGCUGGAAAGAAUACGCAGGUUUGGCUUUGACUUUGUCCCCAAGAAUGAAAGCAAAGGAGCGACCAGUUCAAAGAGCCAAACCGGGAAAGCUGGUAAGGCUGUGAAGAGUCGUGUUCCUCGAGCAGCCACAUCCCGGUUUGAAAGAAUCUGGCCUGGGGGAGUCAUUCCCUACGUCAUCGGAGGAAACUUUACUGGUAGUCAGAGGGCCAUGUUCAAGCAGGCCAUGCGUCACUGGGAGAAACAAACUUGUGUAACUUUCAUCGAAAAGACAGAUGAAGAAAGCUACAUUGUCUUCACCUACAGACCCUGCGGGUGUUGUUCCUAUGUCGGUCGUCGUGGCAACGGACCCCAGGCCAUCUCUAUAGGAAAGAACUGUGACAAGUUUGGCAUUGUAGUUCAUGAACUGGGCCACGUUAUAGGCUUCUGGCAUGAACACACACGACCUGACCGUGAUGAUCAUGUGACCAUAAUCCGGGAUAACAUCCAGCCAGGCCAGGAGUACAACUUCCUGAAGAUGGAGCCAGGAGAAGUGAACUCCCUCGGGGAGCCGUAUGAUUUUGACAGCAUCAUGCACUACGCCAGAAACACCUUCUCACGCGGGAUGUUUCUCGAUACAAUCCUUCCAUCCAGAGACGACAAUGGAGUCCGGCCUGCUAUUGGCCAGAGGACCAGACUCAGCAAAGGAGACAUUGCACAGGCAAGGAAGCUGUAUAGAUGUCCAGCAUGCGGCGAAACACUCCAAGAGUCGACGGGAAACUUCUCAUCUCCUGGUUACCCGAAUGGAUACCCUUCAUACACACACUGUGUCUGGAGAAUAUCUGUUACACCUGGAGAAAAGAUUGUUCUAAACUUCACCACGAUGGAUCUGUAUAAAAGCAGUCUGUGCUGGUAUGACUACAUUGAGGUCCGAGACGGAUACUGGAGGAAAGCUCCACUGCUUGGCAGGUUUUGUGGAGACAAAAUUCCUGACAAUCUGAUUUCAACCGAUAGCAGAAUGUGGAUCGAGUUCCGCAGCAGCAGCAACUGGGUGGGAAAAGGCUUUGCUGCUGUUUAUGAAGCCAUCUGUGGAGGGGAAAUCACCAAGGACUCGGGCCAGAUUCAGUCUCCCAACUACCCGGAUGACUACAGACCCUCCAAAGAGUGUGUGUGGAGGAUUACUGUGUCUGAGGGAUACAAUGUUGGACUCAGUUUCCAGGCCUUCGAGUUCAAGUUAGUUCUCAAGAAGUUCUCAAAGGAAGAUGAAUGUGCCAAACCAGACAACGGUGGAUGUGAGCAGAGGUGUGUGAACACUCUGGGCAGCUUCAAGUGUACCUGCGACCCGGGUUACGAACUGGCCCCUGACAAGAAGAGCUGUGAAGCGGCUUGUGGCGGUCUCCUGUCCAAGUUAAAUGGAACUAUAAGCACCCCUGGCUGGCCCAAAGAAUACCCCCCCAACAAGAACUGUGUGUGGCAGGUGGUGGCUCCAAAUCAGUACCGCAUCUCCAUGCAGUUCGAGGCUUUUGAGCUGGAGGGCAAUGAGGUUUGUAAAUACGACUACGUUGAGGUGCGAAGCGGCCUCUCAUCCGACUCUAAGUUGCACGGGAAAUACUGCGGCUCUGAAGUCCCUGAGGUCAUCACCUCUCAGUACAACAACAUGAGGAUCGAGUUCAAGUCAGACAACACAGUUUCCAAGAAAGGCUUCAAAGCUCACUUCUUCUCAGACAAAGAUGAAUGCAGCAAGGACAACGGUGGCUGCCAGCACGAGUGCAUCAACACAGUGGGCUCUUACGUUUGUCAGUGUCGCCAUGGCUUUGUGCUGCAUGAGAACAAACAUGACUGUAAGGAAGCUGAAUGUGAACAUAAGAUCCACAGUUCCAGCGGGACCCUGAGCAGCCCCAACUGGCCUGACAAGUAUCCCAGCCGGAAGGAGUGCACCUGGGACAUCACAGCCAUGCCAGGACACAGAGUUAAGAUUGCCUUCAAUGAGUUUGAGAUUGAGCAGCAUCAGGAAUGUGCUUACGACCACCUGGAGGCCUUCGAUGGGGACAGCGACACAGCAGCCAUUCUGAGCCGACUGUGCGGCAGUAAGAUCCCCGAACCUCUGGUCUCCACGGGGAACAAGAUGUACCUCCGCUUCAUUUCAGAUGCCUCUGUACAACGAAAGGGUUUCCAAGCGACUCACUCCACAGAGUGUGGAGGUCGUCUGAAAGCAGAAGCCCGUCAGAAAAACCUUUACUCCCACGCCCAGUUUGGGGAUAAUAAUUACCCAGGUCACACAGACUGUGAGUGGCUGCUGACCACUGAGCAGGGCUACGGCAUUGAGCUCAGCUUCGUAACGUUUGAGGUGGAGGAAGAAGCUGACUGUGGUUAUGACUACAUCGAGCUGUAUAAUGGAUACGAUGCAAGUUCACACCGGCUGGGUCGCUUCUGUGGUUCAGGGCCCAGAGAGGGGGUUUAUUCAUCGGGAGACACCAUGCUUCUGCGUUUCCAUAGCGAUGACACCAUCAGCAAGAAGGGUUUCCACAUCCACUACACAAGCACCAAGUUCCAGGAAAACCUUCACGCCAGGAAGUGACUUUAGACUCUGGUCCUGAUCGUCGCCACGGCAGCAAGAAAAGUACAGAUUGUUUCUUUUCUGACCCACAAACAGAUGCAGAUGUUGAUGCAUCCGGACACCAACGGAGGACAGUUUUACAUGUUUGUCUCCAAAAGUGAAACCACACUUAGCGAUGGGACAUCAGCAAGUAUGGGAGGAACUCAUCCGAACACCUGCAUGCAUCGUUUUCACUGAGGAGAUGAUUUCAUGACCGAUGUGACCCCGUUUCAACGCAGGGAGCAAGAUCCAAAAAUAGUUCAUGGACACAUGUACGGC